AUGUGCGACGAAUCACGUGAUGACCAACGCGUGGAUCAACUGAACGGCAGUCGCACUCAACACUUGGAUGACGACGAAGAGCCAGACGACGGCUCGGAUACAGAGGAGGACGACGACGAGGAAGAGGACAAGGAGUCCGGAGCCGAAGGGGACGACCCGUCGGAUGACGAGGAGGGAGAGGAGGACGAGGAGUCGGAUGACACCGAUUCCGAUGAGACUGACGAUGAGGAGGACGUGUUGGGCACCACUGUGUCGGCGUCGGCCGCCAGUGAUGAGCCAAAUGGUGUAGACAGUGAUGUGGGCAGCGAUGGGUCGGCGCCGACGUGUUAUAUAUGUUUGAAUGCGUUCGCCGGUCAAGACAUCGGGAGUCCGGACUCGUGUCAGGAUCUGCACUACUUUUGCCUCGAAUGCAUUGAGGAGUGGAGUAAACAAAUCAAUACCUGUCCCGUCGAUAGGAAGCGGUUUACUAUAAUUUACGUUCGCCGGGAAGUGACCGGUGCUGUCGUCAUGAAGAUACCGAUCGUGCGGAAUGUGGUGCCGGACGCGGACGCCGUACCUGAUGACGUGACAUACUGUGAGAUCUGUGGGCGCUGUGACCGCGAGGACCGACUCUUGCUAUGCGAUGGCUGCGACUUUGGCUAUCACUGCGAAUGCCUGACCCCUCCCAUAAACACCAUACCUAUCGAGGAGUGGUUUUGUCCGGACUGUUAUCAGCGUCUGUUUGGCGAUACAAGUGAUCCAUUGGCCGAACGCCGACGUCAGAGGCGUGCCAUCGCCCGCACCGGAGCCUCAGAAGCAGUCAGACAGCGAAUACUGCAGCGCCGACAGCCGAGCUCUACGGCGCCGAUCGUACAGCGAAGGCCCAAACCGGCGACCCCUCGGCGGCGGAAGCGCCGGUCGACCAAACGGAAGCGUAAAACAACUAAACGCAAGACGACGAAGGCCUCAAAGACUACAGCGACUGGCCGUAGGAAACGGCGCUCCAAAAAGCGACGUAAGAAACGCAGGACUAAAAAGUCGGCCUUCGCUUCGAGACGCUUACCGGCGCCGCCAGACGCGAGAACUCGUAUUGCCUCUAAAUUAGGUAUAGGACCGGCGCCUAAAUCACCAUUUGGUUUGCCGUCGAUGAAGAACAUGGCCUACGAGUCCAUACGUAAGAUAACUGACUUGAGAGCGGCGGCCGGCAUAUCGCAUCUGUCGAUGUUUGGCGCCGAACUCGACACGUAUGACCCGCGGGUCUUAAUCAACGACGACGACGCCUAUGACAACGACUUAUUAGCGAACGGAGCCGUCGGUGUUAUGGCUCGCACUCGACUGCCCGCCAACCGAUUCAUAUCGACUCCUCUAAAGCAACACAAACCCCUUUUGGACGAUAACAUUGUGCCGAACGGCCAGUCAGUGGACUUACUGUCGACGAUCAUGUCUUCGCAAACAUUACUGCACUCGUCGUCCAGAGAUGUACACAUCGGUAGAGACGGUUCCCUCCAUCGUCUUAAUCGGCAAAACUCAUCGCCACUUCCGGUGCGCAACUGCGCUAACAGUAGCGGUCAGUCGUCACCAUCAAGGAGUCCGCCACAGACGGGAGGCUCUGCGCCGACCACAACAUCGUCAUCACCGAUACACUCGACACACGGGUCACCGCAGCGGACAGAUACCGGCGCUACUGUGGCUAAUAGUAGUUAUAAUUAUUCGUUUGGAAGCGUCGGUGGUGGCGAUAAUGUGAGUGAUUUAUACGAGGAUAUCGGCGCCAUUAAGCCGCCGCCCCCUGUCUUGAAGACCACCCCUACGGGCAUCGAAACAGAAGGGGAGGACUCGAAACAAGAAGUCUAUAGUGAUAUCGAAUCGGUCGGCGAUAAUACCAUUCGCGAUGACGAGCCCGACAGCGAUGUCGGCGCCACCGGUGAAGAUACUAAAGAGCUUGUGAUCGAUGACCAACCGAGUGGUGAUCAUCCAGUGAUGGAUACUUUUAAUCAAUCAACUGAUGCAAUAGGAGCUCAAAGUGUGGUCAGUAAUCAACAAAUGGACACAACUAGUGAUGAGACGUCACUAAUAUGUGGCAACAUUUCUUAUGAGACAUCAAUAGACAAAACAUCUGAUUCUCAAAUAGAUGUGCUGUCAUCACAACCACGGCAACAGACACCGGGUGUUAGCACCAGUGGUAGUGAUAAGAGUGUGAAUGUCAGCAAAUUGGCCCAAAAAGUGUCCCAAAAAACAAAUGUGAAAACGGGUGCCAAGAGUGCAAAGCAACGACGACGGCCUUCAAUCAAAGACUUGUUCGGCGAUUCGGAUGAGUCGGACAGCGAUACGGAUGCAGACAUCCGGCGCAUACUGACAGAGCAGGGCUCCAUCAAUGUCCACUAUCCCAUCAAAAUACCCAUUUUCCUCAAGAAUAGUAUCGCCAAAAGUCACACAUUGGACACCACUGGCGGCACACACGACACCAAACCAUCGUCACCUAACCUCAUAGACACCACACCCCCCGUUGAUCUUAAUAAAUGGAUUGCUGUGACCCCUACGGACACUACCGGUGCUGAACGCGCGGCUUCAGCGACGACAAACAAAUGGAAAUCUAUUGAUAGUAGUGUUGCCAUUAGUGGGUUAACCACAGGUGAUAAUAAUGACACUAAUAAAUGGAAACCAAUUGAAGACUUGAGUGAAUCGUGUGCUUCUCCAUUAACUCCUGUCUGUGAGUCCGAUGGUAAUGGUGUGUCCAAUGAUGAUAAGCCAUUGUUAUUGAACAUUGAUAUUGGCGGCGAUCAAAGCAGUGAUAGGUGUUUGACUGUUGAACCUCAAGAUCAUAAGGAUUCAAAUAAUGAUAGUGCGGAACACGUGAUAAGCGAGGGGUUGUCCGCAAGUGCUGUGACCACCGGUGCCACAGAAGUUGGCGACGAAGAGGAGGGAGAAAUCAAGGAAGAGGACGGCCAUAGGGUUAGGCGUUGCAGACACGGACGCAUACGAAGGGAUAAACCAAAAGAGGCCAGUAGUCGCGAUAGGGAGGGCCCCAGACAUAGGUCCCGGAGCAGCGAAUCCAAAGCCAAACUUAAGGAUAGCCGAGACAGAGAGUGCGGUAAUAAGACUAUUGCCUCUCCUGUUAGUAGUGAUGUUGUGUUGAGUAGUCCUCACGGGAAUGUCGACUUUAAAGAGAAGACAUACGAACCCAAGAGCGAUGAGGCGGUGCCGGACGGGGAGGAGAACAGCGCCGGUGGUAUCGGUUGGAAGAAGUUGUCGAACACUACGAAAAUGCGGAGCUAUAGGGACGGCAAGCCUAAGGAUGUGGAGCUGAUGUUCCGCGAACGGGAAGUGAGCAAAAAGUUGGUCAAGAAGUCCAUCGCCAAGAGUGGAGCCAAAGCUGGUAAGGAGUCUGCGGCGGCGGUCAGACAUCGCGCUCACGAACACCGGCUUAAAGACCAGAACCGGGACGUGUCGGCGCCUACCGGCGAAUCGGCGCCCCAUCACUGUCGCAAACACCGGACUUUGGCUGAAACCAGUGAUAAAAGGGCUGACAUUAAGGUCCGAAAUAAGCGUAAAGCCGACGAUAAGAGUGCCGGCGAAGGGGCCGCUCCUCGCAAACGCUCCAAAAGCUCCAGAAGUGGUACUGAAGAAGCGAGUGGUGCCAUAAACGCGCACAGGGAUGAUGACAGACACAAGGCUCACAAACACCAUAAAUCGAGUCGACAUAAACAUAGUUCUGAUCGUAAGGAUGGUUUGUCAACCGGUGCCGGGGCUCACCAUUUGCACCGGUCGUCCAAACACUCGCACCACUCGGCGAAGAGUAAGUCUUCGUCAGCGUCUAACACCGGCGCUGACAGCGAUGUCAUAAUGCAUAUGAUUGGUUCCGGGAGUGGCGCCUCUACUGUGGGCCCCAAUAAAAUACUUCGCGACCACUCCUCUUAUGCGGACAUCACUCCACUCGACUCCAAAGAGAUCUACGCCGAGGGUGAUCGGAUCGUAAUUAACGUCAACUUCAAACGAGACGCCAAUAGUAGUAAUAAAAGUCGGCACCAAAUACAGGACACAGAUUGCGGUGGAGAUACCGGCGCUAACUAUGCAAACAUAAAGACCGGUAAAUUUGUGGAUGAGUUGUCUUCGCAAGCGAAUGCCGGCGCCACCGAAACGGCCAACACAUGCAAACGUUUGUCCAGUAAAAAGGAUGACUCGAUCUACUGGGCCUCACCACCGCCCUCUGCAUCCCAAAUGAUAGGCAGUAGUGGCCAAUCACUGACCACAACCAUUACCCGGGUGUUGGAGCCUUGUGUGGGAGACUUAAAGCACUCGAACCGUAAAUCUGAGGGCAAAGAGAGCCGAUACACAGGCGACGAUUUGCCACGAUUUUUGCCUCGAAGUCUACACCAGUCGGACGUACGACCGGCCCAUACGACUGCCGGAACCGACCAUUCGGAGCGUUCAUACGGCCCGCACACUCCCGAAGGCGAAUACUGUGAGGACCAGUUCAUGCCGACGCCAACUCAGGACGAGUCACUAUCGCCACUCAUAUCAGGAUCGACGUCCCGCUCGAGUCCUAACAGUAGUCGCUCGACCCCUGGCCUCUCGAACGGCACCAAAGACGAUGUCUACGAUCCGGAGGCACCACUACAGAGCCCUCCCCAACACAGUAGUCCUGUGGCGCGCAAGAAGUCGAGACCACCGGACCCUAAGAGUCCAUCGCCCGAACUUCAGCCACCCCUUCGCGUCGAUAAACUGCUCUCAAAGCGUUCACCGCCGGCGCCAUCGCACCGGGACCUCAGACGCCAGCAGUCUGUUCCUGUAAAUGACUCGAAGUCUCCAACAAAGUUUGCGUCUAAAGAGGCUCCGAAGCUAUCGACACCUUUAACCAACUCUUUAUCGGCCAGUCAUUCAUCGAUGCAUUCGUCGCCCUUUAAGUCGCCGUCACUUUUGCCACAAAGACAGCAAAUGAAAGCAUCGCCUCAGAAGUCAGUGUCGCAGACGUCAUCACAACAACAAAAGAGCAGUUCCUCGUCGUCAUCGACACUAAUGCCUCCCCCACUGCCGCCCACCGCACGCCCAGUGGUGUCGGCCGCAGCUUUGGCCGCCAUCGCAACCAAAAUAAAUUCUCAGAAUUUGGCGCAACUCUUAAAAAUGGCUCAAACGCUCAACUCGGCCAAGAAUUCGGCAAAAUUAGGCGCACCCGUCGCCCACCGCCAGCCCUCCCGACACACCCACUCGUCUUCAUCGACAGCCAGUGCCUAUAAUUCGUCCCAAAAUCACAACCAAAGCGGCGCUAAUAAUAUCAGUCAUAAUAGAGAUCACAACGAAGUGGUCGAUAUGGAUGUGGAGAGCCCUUCACCGCCGCAACAGUCGGCGCCAUCACAACAACCUCGCGUGUCGUCCACAACGGGCGGCGGCACCGCCUCCUCCACCACUACGCCAUUAGUGAAGACAUUGUGGGAUCAGAUAAUUAAGUCGACGUCUCACUCGCAAUCGGGUCAGUCAUCACUCCAGAAACGUCUCAACGCCAUCGCUCAGAGCGCCGGCACUCCCAGUGAUCCCAAAAAGCAGAGGCCCGGAGGACAGACGUCCACUUCUGGAGGCGCACAGAAGGACCGACACCAACACCACAGACAUCAAGUGAUAAGUGUGUCGACGGAUGGCAAGAAGCCAUCGGCGGCUACCGGAGGCUCCAAAUUGGAUCAGUUGACUGUUUUAGACGACGUGCCCUCCAGUGCUGUCGAAAUGGCCGUCAAAGAGAAGUUCAUCAAAAAGCUGAACCGACAGGAAAGGGUGAUCGAAGAGGUGAAGCUCGUCCUUAAACCCCAUUACCAGAAGAGGUCCGUUACUAAAGACGAAUACAAAGAGAUUUUACGCAAAUCUGUACCCAAAAUAUGUCACAGUCGUUCGGGUGAAAUAAAUCCCGUCAAAAUCAAGUCUUUAGUCGAGGGUUAUAUCAAACGGUAUAAGUAUAUGAAGAAAAAGUCGAAAAAAUUGCCCAAAAAGUAG
Messenger RNA from Oppiella nova, 5955 nucleotides. Lineage: Eukaryota; Metazoa; Arthropoda; Arachnida; Sarcoptiformes; Oppiidae. The record is from the annotation of a GenBank genome assembly.